GAAAUUUUACUUUUUGUUUGUCAUAAUGUUCAUAAAAGUCUAUGAACGUUCUAUAAAUAAAAUAAUUCUAUUAUUUGUAAAUAUUCCUUGUUUCUUUCUUUACAUAUAUAUAAUCCCGGGACUAGUCCCGGGAUCCCGGGAUGGAAUCUAAAAAAUCCCGAAAUCCCGGGAUCCUAAAUUGUAUCCGGGAUUGGAAACUCUAAUCGCCAUCAACUUGCGCGAUUAUUCGUUUGUAACAUUUCCAGAACUUUGCAUAAACGCGAGAUAGCUUCUUUGCUAUGAACGGAAAUAAUUUCAAUUCCGCGCGAGCAAUCGAGCUCGGCAAGAACCAUCGUAAUCGCUUAUUUCACUGCGGCAGUUGAAUGGAUUUUGAAAAAAGAAAAAAAGAAGAAAAAAACGGGGCUCGGCAGGGUGGACUGUCGCUCCGAAAAAGAAUCUCUUCGCACGCGCGAGUUUUCAUUGAAGUCGCGAAUGCUAAUUAACCGACGUGUCGUCGCUUCGGUGAAAAUCCGUAUGUGCUUUCGCAUUCGCUGCGCGAGCACGCACGCACACUCCGACGUUCGGCUUAGUACAGAGGCGGAAUUAAUUACCCGACGGCCGGAGCGCAUAUCGAAAUAAUCAAUAACGCGUAGCAUGUAAUUAGAACGUUAAAAAUACCGCGCUUUACAUUACACACCCCGUUAUUAAUCGAACGCGCGCGCGAGCGAGCUAGCUGCUAGCGUUUGUGCCGCUCUCGCCGGUGUGUACGCCGUGUAUUGUGUGGCUCUCGUAUGAGCGAGGGGUUCACGCGGCGCGAACAUUUUGUGUGCAGUGUUCGCUCGAGUUUCUCGACGCUGCCGUGCGUCGUCGUCUCGGCCACGAGAGAGCGCGAGAUCAACGGGGGAAGGUAAUAAAAUAGUAAGGAAACGGCUGUGUUGCGGCGUUUCGCGUCGCUUCGUCUGACUGGUGUAGCGUCCCGUCGCGUCGGUUGGACAGAGAAAAUCUGAGGAAGACAUCGGAAUGAGAGCGACGUGCAUGAUGAAAAUGACGCCGGGAAACACGUCGGCUAUGGUGUGACUUCGCGGACACCGUGUAUAAAAAGAACACGGGAAGCCGAGAAAGUGCGACGAGGGGGAGGCGGAGGCUGAGUGAGAAUAAGAGAGAGAGGAGAGAGGAGGGAGCGUCGCGUCGUUGUAGCUUUUUGACAAUUUAGCGGCGGCGGGAACAAAGGUCAUGGCAACGCCGCCAGACUCACCGGGACCGGAAGAGGCCUUCUUCGACUUCGAGAGUACGAGGGCGAGGCAGCAGACCACCAGGCCGGUGCCUAUAGAAGAGCUUCUCCGACAGACCAAGUUCUCCCGCCAGGAGAUACGAGUUAUGUAUCGAGGCUUCAAGCAGCUUGGCUUGUAAGUGGAUACAUCCGCCGUGAUGAAAGCUGUCAAGGAUUAACGUCCUCGCUAGUAUAGUGCCAGCGGAUUCGUGAGACCUACAAGUUGCCUUACCCAAACACGAUCGUGCAUUACGAGGAAAACCCAUUUAUCUAUUUACUUAUAUAUCUAUUUAUCUACCCAUAUAGCACACGGACGUCCACUGGACGUCCAUUAUAUGUCCAUUUUUUUUACAAAAACGUCCAUAGGACGUAC
Harpegnathos saltator (Jerdon's jumping ant) is the source of this 1622-nucleotide messenger RNA. RefSeq lists its product as uncharacterized. NCBI's taxonomy places the organism in Eukaryota, Metazoa, Arthropoda, Insecta, Hymenoptera, Formicidae. The record is from RefSeq and is a predicted model, not a curated record. Bases 1213 to 1389 code for a protein of 58 amino acids. The transcript is spliced from 2 exons.